AUGAAGUUACCACGACCAGUUCACUUAAUCUUGGAUUGGGAUGGCACCCUAACCCGUAAAGAUACCCUCUCGUUGGUUGGCAGUAUAGCAUAUCACGCCAACUCCUCAAAAUCCCUACCACCAUGGUCAGACUUUGUAAAUGGAUAUAUGAACGACUAUACCGAGCACGCAUCUCGCUAUGAGCCCAUCUCAUCUGCUAGAACCUCGAUCGAUCAAGAACGACAAUGGUUAGCCAGUCUGACACCCAUCGAAAACAAAAGCGUCCAGCGCGUCGAAUCUAGUCGCAUUUUCAAAAGUGUCAAGGCUAGCCAUGUCGACCAUGUCGCUGCUUCCUCUGUCAGCAAUGAUGACUUACAGCUCCGCAGCGAUUGGGAUUCGCUGUUCCAAACUCUGCUCUCCAGCCCGUCCAAUAAGAUCAGCAUCCUAAGUGUGAACUGGAGUGCACGCUUCAUCCGCCAAUCUCUCCUCUCCGCAUCCUCAAGACUUACAUCUCCGGAGAGAGAGGCAUUGUACUCAUAUGUCACGGACAUGAAUAUCGAGGCAAACGAGAUCUCCGACCUCGAGUCUGCACAAGGAAGUGACGGUAGACUGUCCAAAGAUUCCGACACUGGUAUUCGUACUUCCGCAGACAAACUAUCUCAUCUGCCCCUUCGAUGCCAGCGGAAGCUUGAUAUGUGUCCCUUGACGAAAGCAUUAUCAGAACAGCAGGAUGAUCUCGUGGUCUACAUCGGAGAUUCCGCCACCGAUCUCGAAGCGUUACUUGCUGCAGACGUGGGCAUCUGUAUCAGGGACGAUCCCAUGGGAAGCAGUCAACGCGAAUUAUCAGAAACGCUGCAGAGAAUUGGUGUGGACGUUGAGAGUAUUGAUGAGGACAUCGAUUUGAAACGGGUAGCGGACGGACAGAUGGUUGUUUAUUGGACACACGGAUUUAAUAUGGUCGUGAAAGCGCUUUCGAGGUUGGAGAUGUAG
Messenger RNA from Aureobasidium musti, 969 nucleotides. The record is from the annotation of a GenBank genome assembly. NCBI's taxonomy places the organism in Eukaryota, Fungi, Ascomycota, Dothideomycetes, Dothideales, Saccotheciaceae.